UGGCUGCGUCAGAGUUCGCUCGUUCCUCCCAUAGAGUUUAAUUCCUCCGUUCUCAUCUGAUUACGCACUGCUGAGCGUCUCCGAAGAAAAUUUUACUGCACAUUCUUGCCAGCUAACCUCAUACUCAUACGGAAUCGGUGGACGAACUCAGCGAUGCAUUCCGGCAGCAAUGGCAGCGAUCCACGUCGUACAGACAGAAUUAUCAGGUACAAGCCUCCCGCAGCCGGCACACCCGGAGAUGACCCCACGCCGGAUUACAUGAACGUCCUCUCCAUGAUAUUCAGUAUGUGUGGUCUCAUGCUCAAGCUCAAGUGGUGUGCCUGGGUGGCCUUGUACUGUUCCAGCAUCAGCUUUGCCAACUCAAGGAUAAACGACGACACCAAGCAGAUACUGAGCAGCUUCAUGCUGUCGAUAUCUGCCGUCGUCAUGACGUACCUGCAAAACCCUCAGCCCAUGACCAUGCCGUGGUCGUCGUGACGACGACACCAGCCCCGCCUGCUUCCUCAGUCUUUUUGACUGCUCAGUCUGGGAUAAGCGACAGUGUGACAGCCACGCCACGGGACUGGCGCUGAAGUCCUGCCCUCGGAUGCAGUAUGAACAGCCGGAGCGUCUGGUUGCAAGCCGGGAAGUCCUUCCACACUCCAGAAUGCAUCAGGGUUUUCCGAUCAACAAGUGCCAACAGAUUUUUAGCAGGAAGGCGGGCAUCUCACUAAACUUCAUUUGUUUGGGUGUAGAGGUGAAAGAAAAAUGAAAUACAGGAACAGUCAUACUUCA
Molecule: messenger RNA, 774 nt
Organism: Rhipicephalus microplus (southern cattle tick)
Lineage: Eukaryota; Metazoa; Arthropoda; Arachnida; Ixodida; Ixodidae
Product: PAT complex subunit Asterix
Biological process (GO): protein insertion into ER membrane
Cellular component (GO): endoplasmic reticulum membrane
Molecular function (GO): protein folding chaperone
Source: RefSeq, a predicted model, not a curated record